Messenger RNA from Vespula pensylvanica (western yellowjacket), 775 nucleotides. Its product is annotated as peroxynitrite isomerase THAP4-like. Lineage: Eukaryota; Metazoa; Arthropoda; Insecta; Hymenoptera; Vespidae. Bases 147 to 665 code for a protein of 172 amino acids. The record is from RefSeq and is a predicted model, not a curated record. The transcript has 3 exons.
UAGAAAAUAGUGUGUACUUUGAUAUUCGAUAAACGUUUAUUAUUAUAAAUUCUAGUCAAAAAACAUAAUAAAAUAAUUGUUAUAACAUAAAAAACAUAUACAGUAAUAUUACUAGAUUAUAAAUUUGAUAUAUUACUAACAUAAAUAUGAAUCGAUUAGGAAUGCAUGAUGCUUUGAAACAAAUAGCUUCCUUAGAAGGUAAAUGGAGUACAGACAAAAAUAAUUAUGGAUUAGGUACAUUUCCAACAAUAAAACCAUUUACCUAUUGUGAAGAAAUAACUUUUACAUCCAUUGGUCAGCCAAUGUUCAACUACGUUGCACAGAGUUGGGAUUCUGUAUCAAAGAAACCAUUGCAUCGUGAAGUUGGUUUCAUGAAAGUUAUACCAGGAACAAACAAAGUAUCUUUACUUUUGGCACAUAAUUUUGGAUUGACCACAAUUGAGGAAGGUACAAUCACAGAUAAUAUUAUUAAUUUAAAAAGCACUGGAAUUACAAGACCAUGUGAAGGAAUAAAAUUAUCUAAUGUAAUCGAGACAUGUAGAAAAUUCGAAAUUAAUGGAAAUUCACUUAAGCAUAUAUUUUAUAUGGCUACCUCGACCGUACCAGAGUUAACAGAACACUUAUGUAUAACAUAUACCAAAAUUGCAAAAGAAUCAGAUGAAUAAAAAUAAUGUAUUAUUCUAAAUUUUAUAAAUAAAUAAUGGUAAGUAUAAUUAAUAUUGAAACUUUUAAAACUACAUAGAACAAUUAUGAUAAAAUAUAUUAGUUUAUCUAA